Molecule: messenger RNA, 1185 nt
Organism: Talaromyces marneffei
Lineage: Eukaryota; Fungi; Ascomycota; Eurotiomycetes; Eurotiales; Trichocomaceae
Exons: 3
Coding region: 1-1185 (394 amino acids)
Source: RefSeq, a predicted model, not a curated record
AUGAGUACAACGAUAGAAGUAAAAGGGGACGAUGUGAUAGAAGAAGAGGAAAUACAAGAUGUAUCAAGCGUGGAAAUGGAGGACCACCCUAGCGACAUGAUAAUUGUCCUCGCCGAACGCAAGCGUGUAGGCGUGCCCCAACGAUCAUCAGCCCCAACAAUAGAAGAGAGACUAGCCAUACUACAACAAGUCAAAUCCCGCAUCAAAACAAUGAUUGCCGAGGAUAUUCCCCUUUUCACAAUGGAGGGCAUUCGAGAUGUCCAUGAACAGGUACAGAAAUGUAUGGCGCAAGGCGGCAAGGGAGACAUAUUAGUGAAAGGGUUGGAUGGGAUCAUGGUUCGAUUCCAGCUUCAUAUUGGACAAACAUAUGACUGGGCGGAUUAUAUUAGUGUCAAUCCUGUCAUUGAAUAUGUCCCCAUGCAACAUCUUAUAUCAGAGAAAUGGGUCAAGCAUCGUGACCCGGAGUUGGCAUUUUGCAAUCUCGUCAUCUAUCACAGAGUGAAGCUUCUUGAGAAAGAAAGACGGGUAGUUGCUGAAGCCAGGCAUGCUGGUAAACCCAAAGAGGAGGUUGGGCGAGAUGUCGACAACUGUUUACAUGAGUGGGUGUCGAGUGAGCAAUGCAAACAACUACAGAACCUAGAUGUACUACGAAAGGAUGCAAGCCAGAUAAAGAAGAUCGUUGCGUUUGCAUGUGGAUCAAUUACACAUUGUGAUGACCGAUCGAAAGGAAGGUCAUGCUACCAGCACGGCUUGAUCAAGACGUUACGCGAAAUACUCACCCGGGCUCGACAGGAGGAUGUCAGCCUUACAAGAGAGCAAAGAGACGAACAGAUUCAAUGCUUCAUCCAAGACCCAGCCUAUACAGAUAUCGAUCGGGAGAUUCUCCAAGACGACUACGGGAUUGCUACUAUAAUUGAGAACCCAGAGGGGUUUUUGGAGGUUGAUGACUCGACGCUUGUCCUUUCGUUUUCACCGAAUGUGCCGGUGAGGCAGAUUGUAGUUGAUAUCGCGAAACCGGCGGCUAUGAUUUGGGAUAGGAUUUGGGACGAGGAUAAAGAUGUGGAAGUGACGGAUCCAGAUUCAAGUCGUGUGAGGUGUUUAAUUGACGGGUUCUAUGACCAGGUCGAGUUUCCAGAGGACAAGGCCCAUUUCGGUGAUAUUGCUAUCUAUAGACGAAGAGCAUGA